AGCUGGGAUUGGACGUGCAACAACAUUCUCUACCAGAUGUUGAAAUUGUUGGAAUCAUGUGUAUCCUAGAGAACUUUUCCACUGUUACUAUUAUUCUUCUUGGUAAACUGGGAAGGCUUGGAGUUGAUGCUAAUGGUUAUGGAAACAAGGGUGUUGAAAACCUGAAAAGCAGAUUGUCUGCUUUUCUGUGCCAGAGCUCUUCAAGGAAAUUGGGCAUGCCUAGUCAAAUUGCUACCGUAAAUGCUUUACUUGGUCUCCUUCCUCUUAAUUUUGAAGAAAUUAUUAAGUGUAGUGUUGCAGAGCUGCUUCCAGCAGCAAUAAGUCAAUCUGAUCCUGCUGAUAAUUUUGAGAUGUUAACAAAAUAUAACACAUGUCAAACUAUUUUCAUAGCUCAAUCUGAACAACACAAAGGAAAUCAAGAGUAUACACAGACAAACUGUUAG
Molecule: messenger RNA, 443 nt
Organism: Camellia sinensis
Lineage: Eukaryota; Viridiplantae; Streptophyta; Magnoliopsida; Ericales; Theaceae
Source: RefSeq, a predicted model, not a curated record